Molecule: messenger RNA, 1776 nt
Organism: Camarhynchus parvulus
Lineage: Eukaryota; Metazoa; Chordata; Aves; Passeriformes; Thraupidae
Gene: ADGRG3
Product: adhesion G protein-coupled receptor G3
Exons: 13
Coding region: 1-1776 (591 amino acids)
Biological process (GO): adenylate cyclase-activating G protein-coupled receptor signaling pathway; cell surface receptor signaling pathway
Cellular component (GO): membrane
Molecular function (GO): G protein-coupled receptor activity
Source: RefSeq, a predicted model, not a curated record
AUGAGGAACAGCUCUUGCCUCAGAAGCGGCCACAAGCCCUGGGGGAGCUUGGGGAGGAGCAGAGCUGCUGGGACAAGGGGAGCAGAGUGUGGUGGGAUGGCCGGGGGCAGCCAGGAGACCCCACAAAGUGGCGUGAACGUGUUCCUGGGCACUGUCCUGCUGCUCCUGCUGCUGCCUGAUGUUGCCGAAGGACAGGACAGCUGUUCGGAGCUGCAGCGGGGUGAUGAGCACCGGGAGUGCUGCAGUGUGGUGCUGGAGCAGCAGAGCCCAGGCAGCAGCACCCGAGGGCUGCCCCUGCCCCAGCACUGCCCGGAGCUGUGGCGCUCCCAGAGCCGCGCCUGCGCCUGCCUGAGGGAGCACUGGCUCAGGCUGCUGCAGUCAGGGCGGCACAGCUGGCUGGCUGGGCUCAAGGCUCUGCUCCUCAAUGUCAGCAGGGCUGUCACCCGCGAUGUCCUCAUCACCUUCUCCCCCACUGAGGGCCCCAGCAGGCUGAACACCACAGAGAAAGGGAAGGCAGGUAAAAUCCGUCUCCCCAGGGAGAUAUUCCGGUCCCUGAGCAGCCAAACAGUGCGUGUGGUGGUGACAGUCCUCAAUAUCCAGCAGCUUGGCAUGUUCAAGGAGGUCAACCAGACGGGGCAGGUCCUGGACAACACCGUGGUGGGCAUCACGGUGGGGGAGAGCAGCAUGUCGGGGCUGCAGGAGCCCGUGCAGCUCGCCUUCCCCCACGGGGAGCUGCCCCAGGGCGUCACCCCCCGAUGCGUGUUCUGGGAUGCCAGCAAAGGGCGGGCAGGAGGCUGGCGCAGCAGUGGAUGUGUCACACAGCCCGGGGACAAGGGGACAGUCUGCUCCUGUGACCAUCUCACCUUCUUCACCCUCCUCCUGAGCCCAGCUCUGGAUGCCUCCACAGCAAGAGCUCUGAUGGCUGUUGCCACUGCUGGCUGUGGGGUAGCCAUGGCUUUCUCCAUCUUCACCGUGGCCUUCUGCAUCUUCGUCAGGUGCAGGUUCAGGCUGGAGGAGACCGUCCGCACCAACCUGGGGCUGCACCUCAACCUCGUGGGCAGCCUGCUCCUCCUCAACCUGGCCUUCCUGCUCAACAGUGGGCUUGCUGGCAGGGUCCCCCCAAGCACCUGCGGGCUCCUGGGGGGGCUCACCCACUACUGCCUGCUCUGCUGCUUCACCUGGACGGCGCUGGAGGGCUGCCAGCUCUACCUCCUCUUUGUCAAGGUGCUCGGCACCUACAUCCACCACUACCUGGCAAAGCUGUGCCUGCUUGGCUGGGGCUUCCCUGCUCUCGUGGUGGGAGUGGCAGGAGCUCUUGGCAGCUAUGGAGAAUACAGCAUCCAGACCAUGGACCACCAGGCCAUAGCCCACCUGUGCUGGAUCACUUCCAAACAUCUUCUGGUGCACUACAUCACCAACUGUGGCUACUUUGGCCUCAUCUUCCUCUUCAACAUGGCUGUGUUCGGGGUGGUGACCCACAAGAGCUGCAGCUUGCAGGGCACUGGGGCAGUGCAGGGACACAGUAAGCCCUGGAAGGUGGCUCUGGUGGCAGCAGGGCUCUUCUGCCUGCUGGGAGCCACUUGGGCCCUGGCAUUCCUCACCUAUGGCAUCUCCUCUGCAGCUGUGCUCUACCUCUUCACCGUCCUCAACUCUCUCCAAGGAAUCUUCAUAUUCAUCUGGUUGGUUGUCCUCUACUACCCAAAGACAAAGGAGAGCACUGGUUCCCUCUCCUACAUCAUCAGACAUGACAAAACCACCACAGCCUCCCAGGACUAG